AUGAGCAUACCAAACGAUACAGACGAGCAAACGGCGCGGCGGUUGUCGCAACCGACGCCGGACGUGAGUCUUGCGGAGGCACAGACGCCCUAUUUCCACCUGAAUCUGGAACCGGCCCAGAGUGAGCCGGCGGCAAUAUCUCCUACCACCAGCACAGACACAACGGCAACUGCACGUCCGAAUCUGGGGCGAUCGCGGUCGCGAGAACGACCGGCCAGCAUCAUCAGCCGACGGACGUCCACGCUCAAGAAACGACACAGUUUCCUGCCGUGGCUCAAGAGAGACAGCAAGGGCGAGGAGGAGACCGCCAACAUGCCCACAUCCACACCAGCAGACUCGUCGUGGAACCAGUCCAAACACAAACAGUACCAUCUGCAGGCGCGAGCGUACCACGACCAGCGCAUGUCUAAGGCCGCCAGCACCGCGCCGGUCAGCGGAAACUCGUCCAUGGGCGGCUCUCCCAUUCCAGGCACACCCACUUUCGACAAAUACAGCAUGGUGCCCCCCACCAGUGACGCGCCUCUGCCCGUGGGAAACCAGAUUCCGUCCGGAACGCCGUCGCUGGCGCCAUCACGCAGCAACUCACGAACAGCAUCCUUCAGCGGCACUCCAGGAGCCAUGACGCCAAAUACACAUUCGGGCAACUCGUCAGCGUCCCAGUCGAAGCGGAACUCGUUUGUGAGACGGCCCUCGGGCUCCGGAGGACUGGUUUCGCCCGACGACGCCGCCAUAAUGGGCCCACCACGCGAAGCAAUGCCAGUGGACCCCAACCAGCAUGUUUUGGAAGCGGUGGCCAAGUUUGGAAAUGUGGCCAGCAACUCCAGUGGGCAUAUUGCCUGUGGCAUUUUGAGAUCUCUGUCCUUGACGGGCAGUAAACCGAGGUCGAGGACCGGCUCGGUUCCUACAAGCAUGGUAGGGUCUCCCUUGAUGAGUCCGAGUACACCGGGUACUCCAGGAGCCAUGACUCCAAUUGGAAGCAGUCCUGAUCAUUUGUUGGCGAUUCAGGAUGUGCUGAGUAGGGUGAGUAAAACCAGUCGUCUUCUGAGCGCGUCACGUGUUUGA
This is a messenger RNA of Yarrowia lipolytica CLIB122, 1062 nucleotides long. The record is from RefSeq and is a predicted model, not a curated record. Lineage: Eukaryota; Fungi; Ascomycota; Dipodascomycetes; Dipodascales.